This is a messenger RNA of Trichomonas vaginalis G3, 560 nucleotides long. Its product is annotated as integrase core domain containing protein family. NCBI's taxonomy places the organism in Eukaryota, Parabasalia, Trichomonadida, Trichomonadidae. Gene Ontology annotation, molecular function: nucleic acid binding. The annotation marks the transcript as partial. The record is from RefSeq and is a predicted model, not a curated record. The transcript has a single exon. Gene Ontology annotation, biological process: DNA integration.
AUGAGCUUGAAAGAAGUAUUCGAACAACAUCCAUGGAGGUCAUUUAAGAAGUUCAAUGAAGCUGCAAAGAGUUGGGGAUUUACUAACAGAGCUGAAGUGAAAAGGUUCUUUGACAAAAAUGUUGUACAUCAAACAAAAAUAAACCCUUACGACUACUUUUUACCAAUUUACUCCAACACUCCUGACGCAUACCAAUUUGACACUCUCAUUCAAAGCAGAAAAGGAGGACAUAAACCAUUCCUCAUCUUCAUAAAUGUUAACACUCGUAAAGCAUAUGCAUAUCCAAUGAAAAAUAAAGGAACUCGUGAAGUGUUAAGAGUUUUACAAAAGUUUGUAGCAGAACAUAACCCAAGUACUUUAACAUCAGACCAAGACAGUGCAUACCUCAGCAAUGAAAUCACAGAAUUUCUCAUUAAGCAUAACAUAACUCACUACACUACUGAAGACCAUAACCAUAACAUACUCGGCAUCAUAAACCGCUUCAUAAGGACUCUCAGAGAUUUAAACCAAGAGCGAGACUUUACCGAAGAAACAAUGAAACAUUUUCUCGAAGUAUAUAA